This is a messenger RNA of Caenorhabditis angaria, 600 nucleotides long. The record is from the annotation of a GenBank genome assembly. Lineage: Eukaryota; Metazoa; Nematoda; Chromadorea; Rhabditida; Rhabditidae.
AUGUGUUGCAGGUGGAGGCGAAACAAUGUAUUUUUCGAAUUUCGCCCCAUUUCUCCUCAUUUCUCCUCGGAGGAGAAAUUCAUCUGCAACAUCGCCUUAUUCAUUAAAGAAAACAAUUAUGACAGAGAUGGUCAUGGUCCACAAUUCCACUCACAUAUGCAUCGAAUCAAUAAAAAGGGUGGCUAUAACAUCUCAGUUUAUCAUGAAUUUCACAACGAAGUUAAUAGCUUCAAAACUCACGUUUGGAGAUGCAAAGGAAUCUGUCAAAAUAAAUAUCCUUAUUUUGGAUAUGUCAAAAGAACAGCCAAUCGUCCACCAGGUCCAAAUGAUUUAUGGUGGCCAAAACAUCAAUUGACAUGUUGUGGUGAAUUCGUCAAAAUUCAAGAACCCGAGGGUUAUGAACCAAAGAAAAAGAAGACGUACAACGAGAAGCCGAAAGAUCUCAAAAUUCCGAAAAUCACUCAAUUCUUCUCAAAGCAAAAAUCCGUUGGAGUUCAGAAACAAGAAAAGGUUUUGAAGGCUGUCACUAAAUCUAAGAAACCACCACCCAAAGUUACUCUUGAUGAUUUUUUCAAAACCAAAUCCAAUACUUGUAAAUAA